GGGAGCGGGGGUGGGGUCGGUUUGAACCGUUGGCCGCUCGGCCGGGCCGGCUCCACGCGGGCCUUUCCCCGCCGAGGGGGAGCGGGAGCCGCCGGCCCGGCCCGGCCAGCGCGAGGCCCCCUCAGAGCGCGGCCUGAGCCGCGGCCUGCGAGGUUGUGCUGUGGUAUCUAUCAAAAUGAAUGGUGAAGAGGAAACAUGGAAAGAGCUGGAUGCCGAAUUUGAUCGCUGCGUUGUGGAUGUGAAGCCCCACGUCCUAAAGCUGCAGCAUAGGUCAGAACGCCAAAGGUGUGCACUGUGGGUUAAAAAACUGUGUGAGCCCUCAGGAGCGGGUACAGGGAUAGCGGGAAGGAGGAAUCGGAACUCAUAUGCAAAGCUUUUGCUCCACAUGCUGAAACGAGGAGUGCUCGAAGAUCCUUUUACACAUGAACCAGAACCAGGAAUGCUGAAAACAUUACCUUCAUACAUGUUAAUUUAUUUUGAUGAACCAAAUUCAACAAGAAUUCAAAGUAGUAGCCCAGACUACUUACCUGACUGGGUGAUGGGAGAGUUAGGAAAAGGUGAAUCCAGGCACGAGGAAUUGUGGACUUUAUCUUCUAAAGAAGAAUCACCUUCAGCAACAGCACUUACAUAUGAAGAGAGACUGAAGUAUGAUGGGAAGCCAACAUUGAGAUCCCAGUCUACGAGUCCUCUUCUCCGGACUGAUGAAGAUGACCUAGCAGCACCUCUGCCUGACCAUCAUCAUAAGAAAACUAUUUCUUUGGAUGACAGUGACCUUGAUGCGCGUCUCAGUAGUUGGAACCUUGGGCUUGAAAAUCCAAGAUAUCUGCGGGAAAAACCAAUGCCAGUGUCUUUGAAGACACCCAAAAUUGGCCUAGGAAAAGGUAGCAGUUUCCAGGAGGACCCAGCCCUUUUUCGAAUGCACGAAAAGGAGCUAGACAUGAAAAUGAAAAUGAUGGAAGGUAAAUUUCAUGAAGAAAGACUUCAACUACAGCAGAAGCAUGAUUCUAAUGUUCAAAAGAUUUUGGAUCGGAAGAAUGACGAAAUAGAGCUGUUGAAAUCCCUCCACAAAUCCAAACAGAAUGAAGCUGAGGAGACAAUUAGAAAACUGGAGAAGAAAGUUCAGACCCUACUCCGUGAGUCACAAGUCAUCAGAGAAGCAAAGGAAAAGCAGAUUGUAGAAUUAAAGAAGAUGUGUGAGAAAAGCACUGAGUCUUUGAACAAUGAGUGGGAGAAAAAGCUUCACAAUGCUGUGGCUGAAAUGGAAAAGGAGAAGUUCAGUAUUCGGAAGAAGAACACGGAAGACAUGCGGGAGCUGCUUGAGGACACCAAUGCUCGUCUUAGAGAAAUGGAGGAAGAUUACAUGGAACAAAUAAAGUCAACUAACCAGACGAUCAAAAAUCUGGAGGCUCGAGUGCAACAGUUGAUGGUUGAGGCUGAAAACAGUAAUUUACAGCGUCAGAAGUUAUCACAGGAAAAGACUGAAGCAGAACAAUGUUACCAGGCAGCGUGCUCUGAACUUCAGGAAAUGAAAGCAAGGCACAAGUUGUUUCUGGAAGGCAAAGACCGUAUUGUACAGGAAUAUGAGGAGAGCAUUCAGCAACUACAGAGUAAAUAUGAUGUUGAUAUAAAUGUUAUGAAGCAGGAGCAUGCUCUCUCCGCAGCUAAGGCAUCUGAUGUGAUUGAAGAGUUACAGCAUAGUGUGUGUCUAUUAAAACAACAGUUACAAGCUUCAGAACAUCAAAGAGAGCAACAACUGAGGGAUCAAGACUAUAAACUUCAACAAGACAAGCUUCACCUAGAGAGUGUAUAUGAAAAACAGAUUCUUGGCAUCCAGAAUGAUCUUGAUAAAGAAAGAGGGGAUGCCCAGAAGAAAAUUCACAAACUGGAGGAGGCUUUGAAGGAGAAGGAGGAGCAGCUGACUCGGGUGACAGAGGUACAGAGGCUGCAGGCCCAGCAGGCAGAUGCUGCCCUGGAGGAGUUUAAGCGGCAGGUGGAGCUGAACUCAGAAAAAGUCUAUGCUGAAAUGAAACAGCAGAUGGAAAAGGUUGAAGCAGAUCUAAGCAGAUCAAAAGUGCUCCGGGAAAAGCAAUCCAAAGAAUUCUCCUGGCAACUGGAAGAGCUCAAGCAAAGAUACGAGCAGCAGAUAGUGGAGCUGAAGCUGGAGCAUGAACAGGAGAAGACGCACCUAUUCCAGCAGCACAACGCAGAGAAGGACUGCCUGGUCCGAGACCACGAACGGGAAAUCGAGAAGCUGGAGAAGCAGAGUCGCGCUGCCAUGGCAGAGCACGAGAGCAGAACUCAGGAGUGCAGGAAGCGAGACGGGCAGGUUAUCUGUGAUCUGGAGAGCCAAAUCCACAAGCUGAACGAAGAGCUCGUUCAGGUGAAGGCUCAGCAGAAGCAGCAGCUGAUGGAGCUAAGCCUUCAGAGGGAGGAAGAAAGGCAGAGGGCAGCGCGAGAUCACAAGGCAGCGGUCAGUCAGCUGAAAGCAGAGACCGAAAGGAUGGUGCUGGACAUGAAAAAGGUGCACGCUGCAGAGACAGAGAAGACCUUGGACAAGGCCAACUGCCGGCUGAAGCAGAUGGAGAAGGAGUACAGCCAGAAGCUGGCCAAGUCCUCGCAGAUCAUAGCUGAACUUAAGACAACCAUUUCCUCUCUGACAGAAGAGAACAGCCGGCAGCAGCUCGCUGCAGAACAGCGGCUCCAGGAAGUUGUACAACAGUUUGAAGAUAAGAAGCAGCAGCUGAUUACAGAUAAUAACAGAGCAAUCAAGACCCUACAAGAUGAAGUGGAGCGUUCCCGCAGCCAGGCGAGGGCUGCAGAGAAGAAGCUGCAGCGCAGGGAGCUGGAGACCCACGAGCAGGUGACCCAUAUACGACAAGAAUACGAAACUAAACUCAAAAGUCUAAUGCCAGCAUCUUUGAGGCAGGAACUUGAAGACACCAUUGUAUCUUUAAAAUCUCAGGUAAAUAUUCUGCAGAAAAGAGCCUCUGUCCAGCAGGAAGAGCUUAAUGCCUACCCCACCAGGAGGUAGCUGCUGGAGCUGUUGGAUUUCUUUGAUCGCCAAAUGGACUGCUUUCAAUAGGUUUGAAGAUUUGGCUCUUGUAAAUUAAAAUGCAAAGAUCAGUGGCUGUUUUAUUAGCACACAAAAUGCAAUGAAAUUCAUGAAAACAUAUCCACUGCUCGUGCCAGAUUUUUUUUUUUAAUUGUACCUUCCUUCCAUGAUUUUUUAUCAUCAUCUCAUCACAGACUUACACUUCCAAUGUACUGUGUUGACUCUGCUCACUUUCCAAGAGGAAGUUUCCUCUACUAACAUUGUGUUGCUACUUCCUCGUACCAUUCUCUUCACUCUUACACAUGAAGAAAAUCCCAUUUUCUAUUAUUAACGUCCAAGAUAUUUUAACAUAUUUUGACAUUGUUUUGCAUCCAUGUGUUUACAUAAGAUUAAAAUAUUAUUUUGCACUA
Molecule: messenger RNA, 3462 nt
Organism: Gallus gallus (chicken)
Lineage: Eukaryota; Metazoa; Chordata; Aves; Galliformes; Phasianidae
Gene: CEP112
Product: centrosomal protein 112
Exons: 27
Coding region: 176-3031 (951 amino acids)
Source: RefSeq, marked validated